Molecule: messenger RNA, 2633 nt
Organism: Nelumbo nucifera (sacred lotus)
Lineage: Eukaryota; Viridiplantae; Streptophyta; Magnoliopsida; Proteales; Nelumbonaceae
Product: putative 3,4-dihydroxy-2-butanone kinase
Biological process (GO): glycerol catabolic process
Cellular component (GO): cytosol
Molecular function (GO): glycerone kinase activity; ATP binding
Source: RefSeq, a predicted model, not a curated record
UUGCUUGCUCGGACAAGCAAAGGCGGUGGUAAUGUAGCACUUCAAACUGACGUUGAAUUUUCUACCCACCAGAACUUUGCCCACGCCUACCCACAAUACAUUAUUCCGUUAAUUGAGAACAUCUUCCCCUGUAUAAUACAAUGUAGAGGAUAAAUGUUCUCGAUGUGUGGCUGCGAUAAAUGUGGGCAGGAGAUCCGGACUCCAAAUCACCCUGAAAGUCUUCUCUCUCUCCUCCUGGUUUUUCCUGCAGAGCUAGCUAGGGUUUCUUGUCGCUGUGGAAAUCCUCGUCCGGUCACAGAAGAAGUUCGUUUAGUAAUGCUGUACGAGCUUCUUUGAAUCAACAAACAGGUCUGUUUGAAGGGAAUUUACGUGACAUGGCCUUUCAGGGGAAGAAACUGAUUAAUGAUCCAAAUGAUGUGGUCACUGAGUUCAUUGAAGGCCUAGUGGAAACUUAUCCCGGUUUGCAGUACUUGGAUGGUUUCCCGCAGGUUAAGGUUGUGUUGCGUGCUGAUGUUUCAGGUUCUAAAUAUGACAAAGUUGCAGUUAUUUCAGGGGGUGGAAGUGGGCAUGAACCUGCUCAUGCUGGAUUUGUGGGGGAAGGGAUGCUGACAGCAGCUAUCUGUGGAGAUGUUUUUGCCUCUCCUCCUGUUGAUUCCAUCCUAUCUGGUAUCAGAGCUGUGACAGGUCCUAUGGGAUGUCUUCUGAUUGUCAAGAACUAUACAGGUGAUCGGUUAAAUUUUGGUUUGGCUGCUGAACAAGCAAAGUCUGAAGGUUACAAAAUAGAGAUGGUUAUUGUUGGAGAUGACUGUGCUCUUCCACCAUCUCAAGGCAUAGCUGGGCGAAGAGGUUUGGCUGGGACUAUUCUUGUCCACAAGGUUGCUGGGGCUGCUGCUGCUGCUGGGCUUUCUCUUUCUGAUGUUGCAGCAGAAGCAAAGCAUGCAUCUGAAAUGGUUGGAACCAUGGGUGUUGCAUUGUCUGUCUGCACGCUGCCAGGUCAGGUCACAUCAGAUCGUUUUGGCCCAGGAAAAAUGGAGCUUGGUCUUGGUAUACAUGGAGAGCCUGGUGCAGAAGUGACAGACCUUCAACCUGUUGAUGUGGUGGUUUCUCAUGUUUUGAAGCAAAUUUUGUCUACGGAAACUCACUAUGUUCCAAUCACACGAGGGAGUAGAGUCGUUCUUAUGGUUAAUGGGUUAGGUGGCACUCCGGUAAUGGAACUGAUGAUUGCAGCAGGAAAGGCAGUUCCUAAGUUGCAGCUGGAACAUGGACUGGCUGUUGCCAGAGUGUACACAGGAUCAUUUAUGACUUCUCUUGAUAUGGCAGGAUUUUCAAUUUCUAUUAUGAAGGCAGAUCAAACAAUUUUGCAGCGUUUGGAUGCCCCAACUAAGGCUCCAUGUUGGCCUGUUGGUGUUGAUGGAGAUCAUCCACCUGCUAAGAUUCCUGUUCCAGUUCCACCAUCUCGUUUGACUAGAAGUGAUGAGGCAUUAAGUCGACCUCAAGAGCUCAGCCAGCAAGGUUAUAUUCUUGAAGCUGCCAUUGAAGCAGCAGCGAAUGAAGUUAUCAGUCUUAGAGAUAGUUUAAAUGGAUGGGAUAGCAAAGUGGGUGAUGGUGACUGUGGGUCAACUAUGUUUAGAGGUGCAACAGCCAUCCUUGAGGACAUGAAGAAGUACUAUCCUCUGAAUGAUGCUGCAGAAACAGUAAAUGAAAUUGGCUCUUCUAUGACAAAGGUUAUGGGAGGAACGAGUGGGAUCAUAUAUGAUAUAUUCUGUAAGGCGGCAUAUGCAAAGUUGAAAGAAAGCACUUCACCAGUGGUUACAGCCAAACAAUGGGUUGAUGCACUUGAAGCAUCCAUUGCUGCAGUCAGUAAAUAUGGAGGGGCAAGAGCUGGUUAUCGUACACUGUUGGAUGCCCUUAUUCCAGCAUUGGAAGUUCUUCGAGAGAGACUAGAUGCAGGAGAUGAUCCUGUCGUUGCUUUUGUUCUCUCAUCUGAAGCAGCACUGAGUGGUGCAGAGUCUACCAAACACAUGCAAGCACAGGCCGGUCGUUCGUCCUAUAUCUCUGGCGAGAUCCUUGCAUCUGCUCCAGAUCCAGGAGCCAUGGCUGCAGCGGCAUGGUAUAGAGCAGCAGCCUUAGCUGUAAAAAGAAAAUUUCAAGCUUCAUAACCGGGAGAGUAUGGCUACUGAAACUCUCACUACAUCUCCUGGUCUUCUGUUGGGUUAAACAGGAAAAUUUUGCGCAGAUUUUUGCGCGAGUCUUGUUUUUUUUUUUUUUUUAACUCAUUAGGCUUUCCGUUUAUGCAGUUGUGCAUAUAGCUGAGAGAGCGAGAGCUUCGUCUCUAUAUGUCAUAAAAUGUCUGAUUUGAAGAACGCAUGCAUCAAAGAGUUUACACUACUUGGAGAAGAAAAGAACAAUGCCGAGGCAUUGAAAAAUCCGAUGCGUUUGUCAUCCUGAAUCUUGUUAGGGACGGUUAUUAGAUUAUCGUUCAUUCAACUUCAGAUGCUACAAACAGAAGCUUGUAUUUUUGGUCUGGGGAUGCAACACACUCUUGGAAUAGUUCAACGAAUCCAUCAGAUCAGACCCGGUUGUCUUCAGAACCGAUAUUGGUUCUGGUUCAAUUCCAGAUCCUCAAUAUUUUA